AUGCACUACAUAUGAUGCAAUUUCUUUUUAUAAUUCUGACUAUACAUGUACUCGACUAAAAAAACAUUUUCUAUCUAGCUAGUUGCUCUACGUACUCCCUCGUACAGUCUAUAUAUACAUAACCAAUUGGUAGCAACUACCAAAUAAGCCACCAUCAAAAUCGAACAUACAUUAGAGGAUCCUCUAAUACAUGGAGGAGGAGAAUACCACCACCGUGGCCUCACCGGACGGGAAGCCGGCGUCAAAGGGCGGCCAGAACGGGUUGAGAUGGAACCCAACAAAAGAGCAAAUAAACUUGCUUGAGAGGUUUUAUAACGAAGGGAUAAGGACCCCAACGGCGGAGCAGAUACAAGAGAUCACAGGCAUGCUUAGGGCUUUUGGUCAUAUAGAGGGGAAGAAUGUGUUUUACUGGUUUCAGAACCACAAGGCCAGGCAACGCCAGAAACUCAAGCAUCAACAUAACUUGGCCCCUCUCUUUAUCCCUUCCACUAAUUACCAACUCCAUUAUCCUCUUUACCCCUUCCCGCCGCCUUCUCCAAACGUUACCUACCCACCGUACUACAUGCCGCCGCCGCCACAAGGGGGUGUUGGGAUUUACCCAAAAAACACCGAGUUAUUUAUUCCUUCCUGGCAAACAAUGGGGUAUAAUAGGAAAUUGCCAAGUAUGGGUAUGAUAGGUUGUGGAGAUGAAGAUGUGGAAAGAAAACGAGGAAACGCGAAACCAUGCAGGCCAGAAACGUUGAAUUUGUUCCCUUUGUGUCCUACUGGGGUUUUACAUGAAGAAUGUAACAGGAAGAAUGUGGAUGCAGGCUUUAAUACACCCACUCCGUCCUGGUCUGGAGAUGAUGAUAAUGAUAAUGAGCGCUUCACAUUCUUUGAUUUUUUUUGUGGGAAUGGUUGUUAUGGAAG
Cuscuta epithymum is the source of this 909-nucleotide messenger RNA. Lineage: Eukaryota; Viridiplantae; Streptophyta; Magnoliopsida; Solanales; Convolvulaceae. The record is from the annotation of a GenBank genome assembly.